Coregonus sp. 'balchen' is the source of this 1435-nucleotide messenger RNA. Lineage: Eukaryota; Metazoa; Chordata; Actinopteri; Salmoniformes; Salmonidae. The record is from the annotation of a GenBank genome assembly.
CCGGAAGCAAUGACCUGAUGUUACGAAAAAGAGCUGGCUGAAUGAAAAUCACCAAACUGUCAAACCAUUUCGGAGAUAGCUGAGCUAAGGUAUGAUUUAGUAAACUAGCUAUAUAAACCAAUUACAAUAUUAUGCGCUUGUUCUAAUUGCACUGAUAAGGGGCAAAUGAAAAUCACAGGUUAGGAAGCACGUUAGCUAGCUAAUGAAAGUGGUGGCUAAGCUAGCUUUGGGACAUAACAUAGGGAGUUUGUGUACACAGACGUUGUGUCCCAAAGCUAUGGCUAAGCAUGCUGUUUGAGUCAGUCUCUUGUUUUGGUGAAGCUGUAAGUAACCUAGCUACAUCUGCAACUAGCUAACUACAAUAAAUAGGUUGUCUCUAGGCAGACCGGCAAUGUUCCCUAGGUCUGGGAUGUCCGAGACUAAUAAUGGGGUAUAACAAAGUCAAACAUAGUUAGAUUGGCCAAACUAUCUAGUUAGCUACUCGCAUUUGUGUUGAACCCUUCAAAAAUAUUGAUAUCUUUUUUUUUCUUCGCUUUUCAUUAAGACAGCUGUGAUGUCUACUGAAGAGAUGAUUUCAGUAGAUUAUGAAAUAUUUGGGAGAGUUCAAGGUGUAUUUUUUCGAAAAUACACUCAGGUAAGAAUACAAUACAACAGUAGGACAUAAACCAAUAAGCCAUUAUUAUUAUUUGUCAUUUGAAAGUCAUGUUUCAUACCUCUGCCAAUGCUUAGUAACACAUGGUCAAUUAGCAGUCUGACUGUCAGUCAGUAGAUUAGACAUAAGCAUACUUUCAUAACUACUCAUUGAUGUUUUCAGCUGUAUGGUUUGCUUCAUUUAAUUUAUUUGUCACUCAGUCAUGCUAGCAGGGGUAAGCAGUCCUGGCCGAGACACAUCAGGGGUUGUAGUGCUGAGCUGGAUUAAAAAAUAUGUACACCUUGUGGCUCUUCAAGGACAUACUCCUGAGUAAUGAUAACCUCUCCUUCUUCCAUGGUUGGUGGUGUUUUUCAGGCAGAGGGGAAAAAGCUAGGCUUGGUCGGCUGGGUGCAGAACACAGAGGCAGGAACUGUGCAGGGGCAGCUUCAAGGUCCAAGCAACAAGGUGAGACAGAUGCAGGAUUGGCUCAAGUCCACUGGGAGCCCCAAGUCACAAAUCAUCAAAGCAGAGUUCAAGAAUGAGAAAAAUGUUAAGAGCUUGGAUCACUCAACGUUCAAAAUAGUUCUCCUUUGAAUUUAUUUUAUACAGUAUUACAUUCCAAACUAAUGUGUGAGAUAUUCUUGUUAUUUAAAAUUAGGAUUGUUUUGUUACAGUUCCUGAAAUGAAAAGCUUUAGAAAUGUACUGUAAAUCAUUUAAACGUAUUUAAAUGUACGUUAGGCCUUAACUCUGAAUUGUGUGUUAACGUGUAAUAUUUAAAAUCCAUACAACUAAAAUAAAAUAUU